UGAGACCGGAUCUGUUCAGUCUGCGCAUGCUCGGCGAUGGUAGUGGGCUCACCUGUCGGAAGAGCAGCUUUUCGGCGUUCUGUUUCGUCCUGAGUGUUGACCACCACAGCAGUGAAAUUCUAGAUCUCACUAUUGACUUCUACAAGCAGCUGUUACUUUUGUCCUUCUAAGAAGCAAGAGAGACAUCAAAAACUUCCAGGAAUACUGAAGUGGAAGGUCCAUGAGCAGGCCAGGUCCAUGGCACAACAACAGCAGAAUCCUGGGUGCCACCAGCUGGGAUUGUGCCUGCUUUGUGGAUUACCAGCAGCCGGUAAAACAACGAUGGCACAGGAGCUGAGUCAGUCACUGAGGAAGCACAAGGGGUGGUGCAGUGUUCUUUUCACUUAUGAUGAUAUCAUUCCCAUGGAGGCAUUCAGCAAGACAGAGAUGUCUCAGUGGCGAUGGUACCGGCAUGAGUUAUUGUUGUAUCUUGAACACUUCCUUCAGGCUCUUAUUAAAGGAUGCCAUUAUUCUCCUCCUCCAAACAGAACUGAAAAAACAUGGAAAAGCUUUGUCUGCUGUUUGAAAGAGCAAGGAGUAAUAUCUCCAAGAACAGAAGACUCUGCAUCUUGUCAAUAUUUAAUAGAUCUUACCCCGUUCCAACCAAUAUAUUUUAUUCUAGAUGACAACUUUUAUUAUCGGAGUAUGAGAUAUGAAGUGUACCGAUUAGCUCGCCAGUAUACCCUUGGUUUUUGUCAGCUGUUUCUGGACUGUUGUGUUGAGGUUUGCUUAGACAGAAAUUCUCAGAGGAAACAGCCAUUGCCUGAAGAAACCAUCUGCACAAUGGUACAGAAAAUAGAAGUUCCAAAUCCAGAGAAAUACACAUGGGAGCAAAAUAGCCUCAUUCUGAAGAAUACAGGACAUUCACCCGAAGAUAAUCUUCAGGUGCUAAGUUUGUUAUCUACCACUCUGGAAAACCCAGUGAAGCCCUUGGAAGAGAAUACAGAACAAAAGGCAGUGGAUCGAGCUAUUUGUGCAGUCAAUGUUCUUCAUCAAGCUGACCAGGCUGUCAGGCGAACAGUGUCUCAAGUAAUGCAGAAUGCUAAAGAGAAUAGCUUGACCCCAAGUGAGAUGAAGAGCUUGGCAGAAGAACUAAACAAGCUGAAAGUGGAGUUCUUGGAAGAUUUAAGACACCAGUUUAAUGAGAAAAAUCAUUGUCUAGAAAGUAAUACAUUUAACAUAAAUGUAACAUGUUUAUUCAGUCAGCAGACACAUGACAUUGUUAAGAAGUAUUUGAAGUAAAUAUUAGCAUUUUGUUUUGUGAAGGAUACAAAGUGAUAGCAGAUGAGUUUAACAAAGCAUGGAUACUAAUGCUUCAAAAAGGAUUGUUUAAGUUGGGCAUUCUUCCAAAUGCUGUUUGUGUUAAAUUAUUUCAGUCUGGGGAUUGAUUAAUUUCUAGCUUGCUAUUCCAUUAUUUGGAUUUGGUAUCUUUUGUGCCAGCCAUUUGAAACAGACUGCCUCAUGGCAAGAAGGCUAAUUCCCUCACUUGAUCAGCCUUAAAAUGGCUAACAGCCUCUUCCUGCCCCAAACUGCUCAAUGCUACCUUUGGAACAUUUUGCUGCUAACUGCAUCUGAAAAAUUUAGGAAGCCAGGAUCCAUGCCUUGUAUGUAUCCAGAUCUUGUGAAACAUUAUUAUAAUGUGAAUGCAUAGAGAUUAGCCACCAUCAAAAUCAGGAGAAGUAUACCUUUCCUUUGUGAAAAAAGUAGUAUGACUUGAGGCAUGUUUGUUUUUGUAGGGAAAGCUAGUAGCAUUGGGUUUUUACAAAGUAACACACUGGUUGCGGUUACGUGUUGGAUGGGGUGGGCAAUGUUUUUAUUAAGGCUGCAUGCAGCAGUGGAAAACAGAUUGGUGAUCACAUGCCAGCAGGUAGGGCAUGGACUCCCUCCCCUGCUCUCCUAAAAAACCCACGUACAGCAGGGAUGCAUGUGAUGCAUGAUUGCAUGCCCGCUUCUUCAGUGCUGUCUUGUUGGCACAUCCCUCAGCUGUGACCCAUAAGUCAGCAUAUGACCCAUUUGUGUUUUCCUAAAUGUAGUUAACUAACUCUGAUAUGAGCAUAUGAUAGCUUGGUAUUUUUUUAAGACACGAAAAAAUAUCCUGUUUGGUAAGGUUUACCAUGACUCAGAGUUACAAAGCAGUUGUUGGAGCUCAUGGUUUCACAGGCUAUCAAGGGUUUGACAGGCUAAUUGUCAACUUCUGAAAUGUUACAACUGUAGCAUGCAAGUUUCCCAAUUUUACAGAUCAUUUUAGAAGCACAGGUUACAUUUAUAUCCUACCUUUUCUUCAAGGAGCCCAAAGCAGCAUACAUGUAUCUCCUGCCAUUUUAUCCUCACCACAGUUCUGAGAACCUAGGCUCACACCAAGUGACUGCCAAGUGAUCUAGUGAGCUUUGUGGCUGAGUAGGGACUAGAACCCAGGUCCCCGAGUCAUGGUCUAAUACUCUGACCGCUCUAUCACACUCAUUUUUUGCUGCUUACUUCAAUGGGCUUUAAAAGGCUUAGCUAUUCCACAUGAAAAAUCCAUCCCAUGACACUUUUUUUUUUGGUUAAAUACUGCUGUAUACUAAGUUAAAAUGGAAAUGUUUAUGUUUGUAGUCCAUAUUUUGUGGUGUACAACCAUGAUCAGUUUGUGUAACUGUAAAUAGCACUGGACUUUAAAAGUUUAGAGUGCAAGAUAGUAACAGAACAAUCCACAGUUGCUAAAGCCAUCCCAGAAACUCCAAAAUGGGUUAUGAACUGUGUCCCAUAAAGUGCUAUCUGAAGCUGAACUCAUAUGAAGAAAAGUAGCACAAACGAUUUGGUAAGAAGUCAUCUAAGCUCCUUGUUAACACUACUAAUAAAAACUUAUUUGAGUUCUUGGGUUUGGCCAGUAAAUCUGUGUGUGGCUAAUCUUUUGAUUAAAAUAUGUAAAUAGUGUCUGGAGUAAUGAGUAUAGCUAUUAGCCUGAUUCAGAUAUCUUGGUAAGCCAGAGUUGCUGGGGAAUUCCCUUCUCCUAAACCAGCCCACAUUGUAAACCUUGGUUUAUGAUUGUAUCUUGGUAGGAAGACAUGUCAGAGAGCCUGGUUCAGACAUAACACUAAACAAACCACGGACAGAGGUUUCCUGGUUUGGCCAGUUGUUUACAGGAACAGUCAAGUGGCAGCAAUCAAGAAGGAUGUUUGAUCAUGCAUGGCAAGUCAGAAUUCUUAGCAAUCAUGGAUGAACAUGAUGCAAGAACAUAGCCAUUAUGCUAUCACAAUGGGAAAUGUAUUUCAGAACUGCGAAAGGUUUGUUAUUAAUAUUAAUUUUAUGUGCUCUUUGGCAUAAGUGAGGCAAAAUGUUCCUCCCUCCGUCCAGUUUUUCAUCUUUUAUUAAAUGGAGGUAAGAAAUAUCA
Varanus komodoensis (Komodo dragon) is the source of this 3409-nucleotide messenger RNA. RefSeq names its product phosphoseryl-tRNA kinase (gene PSTK). The coding region runs from base 238 to 1281 and encodes 347 amino acids. The record is from RefSeq and is a predicted model, not a curated record. The transcript is spliced from 8 exons. Gene Ontology annotation, molecular function: tRNA binding; kinase activity. Lineage: Eukaryota; Metazoa; Chordata; Lepidosauria; Squamata; Varanidae.